CAUUAGAUCAAGUACCUGCUCUUAUUCUUCCUCAGUUCAAGACCUGAACUGAAGGGACAAUGGGGACUUGCAAGGGCAUAUGGACACCUACAGCAGUCUUUAUAAUUGUUCUUAUCAGUCUCCAGGUACAAGGCACCCAAAAAAAUCUUAAACCGGUCGAUGGCAACAAGGAAAAUGUUGUAAAGAAUAAUGUGAAAGUGGCAAAAGAUUCCAACGAGGCCUCAGGUCAGAAGGUGUUUCAGAAAGUCCAAUCAGGAAAAAACAUAGGGAAUCAAAAGGAUUUGUUUGAUGUUCCUAGUAAUGAACAUUCAUAUGAACAGGUUGGAUCAGGAAAAAACAUAGGGAAUCAAAAGGAUUUGCUGGUUGGAUCAGGAAGAAACACAGAGAAUCAAAAAGAUUUAUCUAAGGUUUCUAGUAAGGAAGAUUCAUAUGAAGAGGUUAAAUCAGUUGUAAAGAAUAAUGUGAAAGUGGCAAAAGAUUCCAAUGAGGCCUCAGGUCAGAAGGAGUAUCAGAAAGUCCAAUCAGGAAAAAACAUAGGGAAUCAAAAGGAUGUGUUUGAUGUUCCUAGUAAUGAACAUUCAUCUGAACAGGUUGGAUCAGGAAGAAACACAGAGAAUCAAAAAGAUUUAUAUAAGGUUUCUAGUAAGGAAGAUUCAUAUGAAGAGGUUAAAUCAGGAAAAAACAUAGGGAAUCAAAAGGAUUUGUUUGAUGUUCCUAGUAAUGAACAUUCAUCUGAACAGGUUGGAUCAGGAAAAAACAUAGAGAAUCAAAAGGAUUUGUUGGUUGGAUCAGGAAGAAACACAGAGAAUCAAAAAGAUUUAUCUAAGGUUUCUAGUAAGGAAGAUUCAUAUGAACAGAUUAAAUCAGUUGUAAAGAAUAAUGUGAAAGUGGCAAAAGAUUCCAACGAGGCCUCAGGUCAGAAGGAGUAUCAGAAAGUCCAAUCAGGAAAAAACAUAGGGAAUCAAAAGGAUUCAUUUGAUGUUCCUAGUAAUGAACAUUCAUCUGAACAGGUUGGAUCAGGAAGAAACACAGAGAAUCAAAAAGAUUUAUAUAAGGUUUCUAGUAAGGAAGAUUCAUAUGAAGAGGUUAAAUCAGUUGUAAAGAAUAAUGUGAAAGUGGCAAAAGAUUCCAAUGAGGCCUCAGGUCAGAAGGAGUACCAGAAAGUCCAAUCAGGUGAAAAAAAUAAAGUGAACGUGGCAGAUGAUUCCGUUGAGUCCUCAGGCCAGCGGGGGUUAAAUCAGAAAGUUAAAUCAAUUGUUAAGAAUAAGGGGAAGGUGGCAGAAGAUUCCCUUGAGUCCUCAGGUCAACAAUUGUUUAAUGUAAAAUCUGUUGAAGAAAAUUACAAGAAAGUUGCAGGUCAGCAGGAAAUGAAUGAGAAAGUCAAAUCAGCUGCUGAAAACAGCGAUGAGAAGUUGCAGAAAGAUACUUCUGCCCAGUCAAAUAGUAAAGAGUCAAGCCAGCUGGAUGAAGAUGAUGUUGAAGAGUACGAAGGUGACAGUCAAAGUAAGGAAGCUCAGUCUACAAAAGACAAAACGGACAAAAAAAAUAUCAAUCAAAGCCCUAACACUGACAGGUCAUGGUAUUACCAGCAAAGAAACCGAUAUGACCAGAGUGCAGAGAAGCCUUCCAAGCUGACCUUUAUUGCACCAACAACACCACCAGUGUUUAGAAGUAUUUCUACGGCUCACAACGGCCAAGUCUGCAGUACAUGGGGUAACUACCACUUUAAGACUUUCGAUGGCGACAUCUACCAUUACCCCGGGACCUGCAACUACUUGUAUGCUUCCAACUGCAAGAGCAGUUUUGAAGAGUUUAACAUUCAGAUCAGACGCUCUGUUGUUAAUGCUCUUCCAACCAUCAGCCACAUUAUAAUGAAAAUUGAUGGUAUAUUCAUCGAACUGACCAGUGGAAACAUUACAUUUAAUGGAGAACCAGUGGAACUGCCAUUCAGCUUCUCAGGAGUCCAGAUUGAUAGAAGUGGAAUAUAUAUAAAAGUCACUGCAAAACUGGGUCUUGAAUUUAUGUGGAAUGAAGAUGACGCCAUUUUGCUGGAACUUGAUAAGAAGUUUGCCAAUACAACAUGCGGUCUUUGUGGAGACUUCAAUGGAAUUCCAACUUACAAUGAAUUUAUUGCAAACAAUGUUCAAGUGUCUGAUAUCCAGUUUGGAAACAUGCAGAAGCUGAAUGGACCAACAGAAAGGUGCCAAGAUGUAACUGUGAACCCACAGAACAACUGUACCGAUUCUAGGAGAUUAUGUGAAGUCGUCCUCACCAACUCAGCGUUCUCACCAUGCAACGCCCUUGUAGAUGCUACACAAUACAUUGAGGCCUGUGUACAAGAUUUGUGUCGUUGUGCACAAAGUGCAGCUGGUUUCUGCCUCUGUAAUACCUUCACUGAGUACUCGAGGCAGUGUGCUCAUGCAGGAGGGAGACCUCGCAACUGGAGAACAUCCACUCUUUGCCCUUUAAAUUGCAACUACAACAUGCAGUACAAGGAAUGUGGCAGUGCCUGUCCAGACACAUGCACCAACUCUGAGCGUUCAUCGGUGUGUAACAAUCACUGCAUCGAUGGAUGCGUCUGUCCUGAAGGAACUGUAUUUGAUGAUAUAAACAACUCUGGCUGCAUUCCCAAGCAACAGUGUUCCUGUACGUACAAUGGAAGGGUCUAUGCGGCAGGCACUGGAUAUUCUGAACAAUGCCAAUCAUGCUCAUGUGCUGAAGGGAAAUGGAAAUGUGUGGAAGCCCCUUGCUCAGGAUCUUGCUCUGUUGAAGGAGGAUCUCACAUCACUUCGUAUGAUGCCACACGUUACACAUUUCACGGAGACUGUAGCUAUGUCCUGUCUAAGACCUGUAACAACCAGAAGUUCAGUGUCCUUGGAGAGCUGCGCACCUGUGGCCUGACAGACACAGAGACUUGCUUAAAGAGUAUAACCCUCAUUUUGGAUGAAGGGAAAGAGAUUAUUUACAUUCAGCCUUGUGGAAGUGUAUUUGUGAACUACAUAUUUACCCAGCUACCGGUUUCAUCAGCAAGUGCAACAAUCUUCAAGCCUUCAACUUUCUACAUAAUUGUGCAGACUAAAAUUGGCAUUCAGCUUCAGAUUCAGCUCAGCCCCAUGAUGCAAGUAUACAUCAAUGUUGAACCAUCCUACAAAAACACACUCUGUGGUCUCUGCGGCAACUUCAACAGAAUUCAAGCAGAUGACUUCAGAGUGCUCAGUGGAGUGACAGAAGGCACUGGAUCAUCUUUUGCCAACACAUGGAAGGUUCAUGCCAACUGUCCCAAUGUUAGGAACAGCUUUGAGAAUCCAUGUUCCCUCAGCAUCGAAAAUGAACAAUAUGCAAUACGCUGGUGCUCAAUAAUCACAGAACCCGAAGGACCUUUUGCCGAGUGUCACAUGAAAGUGAAUCCAACGAAUUAUAAAACAAACUGUAUGUUUGACACCUGCAACUGCGCCAACAGUGAGGAAUGUUUGUGUGCAGCCGUUUCUUCCUACGUCCAUGCCUGUUCUAGAGCAGGGAUCAUCAUCAGGGGAUGGAGAAAAGAUGUCUGCAAUACAUAUACCACAACCUGUCCCAGAUCUUUUACAUACAGCUAUAAUGUCAAUACCUGCCAACGAACCUGCCGCUCCCUUAGUGAACAUGAUAUCACCUGUGACAUCUCAUUUGUCCCCAUCGAUGGGUGCGUUUGCCAGAAUGGAACGUACCUGGAUGACACUGGCAAAUGUGUUCUUCCAACAUCCUGCCCUUGUUUUUACAAGAGAACAACAGUACUUCCGGGAGAGGUGGUCCAUGACAAUGGAGCCAAGUGCACAUGCACCAAAGGAAAGCUGGACUGUAUUGGACAACAACCUGAAGUUAAAGUGUGUGAUGCUCCUAUGAUCUAUUUUGACUGCACCAACAAAACGGCUGGUACGAAAGGGUCAGAGUGCCAGAAGAGCUGCCAGACCCUGGAUAUGCAAUGUUAUAGCACUCAGUGUGCAUCUGGGUGCGUGUGCCCACAUGGACUAGUAGCCGAUGGAAAUGGAGGCUGUGUAAGGGAAGAUGACUGUCCAUGCCUACACAACAAUGAGCAAUACUCCCCGGGUUCUCAAAUCAAAAUCAAAUGCAAUAGUUGUACCUGCAAGAACAGAAUGUGGGAGUGCACCAAUGAUCAGUGUAUGUCAACAUGUUCUGUAUAUGGAGACGGCCACUACCUUACCUUCGACAACAAGAGAUAUCGUUUCAAUGGAAACUGUGAAUAUACAUUGGUUCAAGAUUACUGUGGCGGGGGUUCUUCUAGUGGUUCUUUCCGCAUCAUUACCGAGACGGUACCUUGUGGCACUACAGGAACAACAUGCUCUAAAUCCAUCAAACUCUUUCUUGGGAACUAUGAGAUCAUCCUUGCAGAGGAUAAAUUUGAGGUUGUACAAAGAGAAGAAGGAGAAUAUAUCCCAUACAAGGUUCACCAGAUGGGACUCUACAUGGUGAUUGAAGCGCAAAACGGAUUGGCUUUGGUAUGGGACAAGAAGACCAGCAUAUAUAUCAAGUUGGAGUCCAGUUUCCAGGGUAAAGUAUGUGGACUUUGUGGUAACUAUGAUGGCAAUGCUGUCAAUGAUUUCACCACCAGAAGUCUGUCUGUGGUUGGAGAUGUGAUUGAAUUUGGCAAUAGCUGGAAACUCUCACCAAGCUGCUUGGAUUCUGGGGAAAUUGGGGAUCCCUGUUCUUCUAACCCAUUUAGAAAAGCAUGGUCACAGAGACAAUGUAGCAUCAUCACAAGUAGCACCUUCUUAUCUUGCCAUUCCUUGGUGGAUCCCCUUAGAUAUUAUGAAGCUUGUGUUAAUGAUGCAUGCGCCUGUGACACUGGUGGAGACUGUGAGUGCUUCUGUACAGCUGUAGCUUCGUAUGCCCAAGCUUGCAGCGAAGCUGGAGUCUGUGUCAGCUGGAGAACACCAACCAUGUGCCCUGUGUUCUGCGAUUACUACAAUCUCCAAGGACAAUGUGAGUGGCAUUAUAAAGCAUGUGGUGCUCCAUGUAUGAAGACCUGCCGAAACCCUACUGGAAUAUGCUACCAACACUUUCCAGGCUUAGAAGGAUGUUAUCCUAACUGCCCUGAAGACAGACCUUUCUUUGAUGAAGACAAAAUGCAGUGUGUGCCAACUUGCAACUGUUAUGACAAAAACAGAAAUGUAUAUAUUCCUGGGCAAGAAAUGCCUAAUGAAGAGGAAGAUGGUUUCUGCACAACCUGCAAAUGUACAAAAGAGGGUAGACGGUGUUCCAAUGAAACAGGUUGUUGUCUGUAUGAAAAAAAGGUAUAUAGGAACAGAAAAAUUAUUUACACUACAACUGAUGGAAUUGGUGGUUGUAUUAGAGCCAGUUGUGUUGAUGGUGAAAUUGAAAGGUAUAUCGACGACUGCUCAGCAACUACUACAACUGUACCAACCACAACAUUCAGCUUUUCCACCACUACUUCUUUUUCAACAAGUAGAUCAACAGUCACAGUGUGCUCAGUGGAUGUUUCUAAGGUCAAUUGCAGUUGGUCAAAAUGGUAUGAUGUAAGCUAUCCAGUAUAUGGAAAUGACAAGGGAGACAUUGAAACAUUUGAAAAUAUAAGAAAAAAAGGCUUCAAUAUUUGUGAUGCCCCCCGAAAUGUUGAGUGCAGAGCAAAGGAAUAUCCUGAAAAGGACCUAAAAGACUUAAAGCAAGAUGUAACAUGCAACAAAAAUGUCGGUCUAAUCUGUCUUAAUAGAAACAACUAUCCACUAUGCUAUAAUUAUCAGAUUAGGGUUGAAUGCUGUUACCCAAACAGUGAAUGUACAGCUACUGAAACUACCCCUUCAUCAGAAACACCAUUAACUACACUUACUUCUGUAUCAGUAUCAUCAUCCACAAGCUCCAGGCCAACUCCAGUGACAUCUUCCUCAACAACUCCUUCAAACCUCAGCACAACUAUUCCAUCCACAAAAACACUCUCUUCAGCAUCAGUGACAACGUCUUCAACAAUUUCCACACCUACUACUACUUCAACAACCUGUCCAUAUGUAAUGGAAUGCCGUAACACAACAUGGUUUGAUAACAGUAAACCAAGUAACAAGUUGGGUGGAGAAUUUGAAAGCCUGCCCAAAUUAAGAUCAAGUGGAUAUGAAAUCUGUACAGACCGUGAAAUGGAAAGCAGAAUCAUGUGUGAAGUUGUAGAGGAUUCAGGAUCUGGAUCCAAUAGGAAAAAUGCAGGAUCGAGCAGCGAAGAGGAAAAAGAAGUUUAUACGUGUGACCUCCAAAAUGGUUUAGUUUGUCUAAACUCCAAACAGAAAGGCUUCCGCUUUGGAAACAAAUGUUCCAAUUACAGGAUUAGGGUUGAGUGCUGUGCUAAGUAUUGUGAACCAACACCAAGUACAUCUACCUCCCUUAGCACAUCGACUUCUAAGCCAACUAUUUCCACAACUACUUCCUCAGGCCCUACUACAACUACUUCCUCAGUCCCUACAACAACUACUCCCUCAAGCCUUACCACAACUACUCCAACCUCAAAAACAACAAAACCUUCUUCUACAACACCUGUUAGUUCAACAAGCACUCCCUAUUCAUUAGUGACAACAUCCUCCUCCACUUCCACACCUGCUACUACAUCAACAACCUGUCCAUAUGUAAUGGAAUGCCGUAACACAACAUGGUUUGAUAACAGUAAACCAAGUAACAAGUUGGGUGGAGAAUUUGAAAGCCUGCCCAAAUUAAGAUCAAGUGGAUAUGAAAUCUGUACAGACCGUGAAAUGGAAAGCAGAAUCAUGUGUGAAGUUGUAGAGGAUUCAGGAUCUGGAUCCAAUAGGAAAAAUGCAGGAUCGAGCAGCGAAGAGGAAAAAGAAGUUUAUACGUGUGACCUCCAAAAUGGUUUAGUUUGUCUGAACUCCAAACAGAAAGGCUUCCGCUUUGGAAACAAAUGUUCCAAUUACAGGAUUAGGGUUGAGUGCUGUGCUAAGUAUUGUGAACCAACACCAAGUACAUCUACCUCCCUUAGCACAUCAACUUCUAAGCCAACUAUUUCCACAACUACUUCCUCAGGCCCUACUACAACUACUUCCUCAGGCCCUACAACUACUACUCCCUCAAGCCUUACCACAACUACUCCAAGCUCAAAAACAACAAAACCUUCUUCUACAACACCUGUUAGUUCAACAAGCACUCCCUAUUCAUUAGUGACAACAUCCUCCUCCACUUCCACACCUGCUACUACAUCAACAACCUGUCCAUAUGUAAUGGAAUGCCGUAACACAACAUGGUUUGAUAACAGUAAACCAAGUAACAAGUUGGGUGGAGAAUUUGAAAGCCUGCCCAAAUUAAGAUCAAGUGGAUAUGAAAUCUGUACAGACCGUGAAAUGGAAAGCAGAAUCAUGUGUGAAGUUGUAGAGGAUUCAGGAUCUGGAUCCAAUAGGAAAAAUGCAGGAUCGAGCAGCGAAGAGGAAAAAGAAGUUUAUACGUGCGACCUCCAAAAUGGUUUAGUUUGUCUGAACUCCAAACAGAAAGGCUUCCGCUUUGGAAACAAAUGUUCCAAUUACAGGAUUAGGGUUGAGUGCUGUGCUAAGUAUUGUGAACCAACACCAAGUACAUCUACCUCCCUUAGCACAUCAACUUCUAAGCCAACUAUUUCCACAACUACUUCCUCAGGCCCUACUACAACUACUUCCUCAGGCCCUACAACUACUACUCCCUCAAGCCUUACCACAACUACUCCAAGCUCAAAAACAACAAAACCUUCUUCUACAACACCUGUUAGUUCAACAAGCACUCCCUAUUCAUUAGUGACAACAUCCUCCUCCACUUCCACACCUGCUACUACAUCAACAACCUGUCCAUAUGUAAUGGAAUGCCGUAACACAACAUGGUUUGAUAACAGUAAACCAAGUAACAAGUUGGGUGGAGAAUUUGAAAGCCUGCCCAAAUUAAGAUCAAGUGGAUAUGAAAUCUGUACAGACCGUGAAAUGGAAAGCAGAAUCAUGUGUGAAGUUGUAGAGGAUUCAGGAUCUGGAUCCAAUAGGAAAAAUGCAGGAUCGAGCAGCGAAGAGGAAAAAGAAGUUUAUACGUGUGACCUCCAAAAUGGUUUAGUUUGUCUGAACUCCAAACAGAAAGGCUUCCGCUUUGGAAACAAAUGUUCCAAUUACAGGAUUAGGGUUGAGUGCUGUGCUAAGUAUUGUGAACCAACACCAAGUACAUCUACCUCCCUUAGCACAUCAACUUCUAAGCCAACUAUUUCCACAACUACUUCCUCAGGCCCUACUACAACUACUUCCUCAGUCCCUACAACUACUACUCCCUCAAGCCUUACCACAACUACUCCAAGCUCAAAAACAACAAAACCUUCUUCUACAACACCUGUUAGUUCAACAAGCACUCCCUAUUCAUUAGUGACAACAUCCUCCUCCACUUCCACACCUGCUACUACAUCAACAACCUGUCCAUAUGUAAUGGAAUGCCGUAACACAACGUGGUUUGAUAACAGUAAACCAAGUAACAAGUUGGGUGGAGAAUUUGAAAGCCUGCCCAAAUUAAGAUCAAGUGGAUAUGACAUCUGUACAGACCGUGAAAUGGAAAGCAGAAUCAUGUGUGAAGUUGUAGAGAAUUCAGGAUCUGGAUCCAAUAGGAAAAAUGCAGGAUCGAGCAGCGAAGAGGAAAAAGAAGUUUAUACGUGUGACCUCCAAAAUGGUUUAGUUUGUCUGAACUCCAAACAGAAAGGCUUCCGCUUUGGAAACAAAUGUUCCAAUUAUAGGAUUAGGGUUGAGUGCUGUGCUAAGUAUUGUGAACCAACACCAAGUACAUCUACCUCCCUAAGCACAUCAACUUCUAAGCCAACUAUUUCCACAACUACUUCCUCAGGCCCUACUACAACUACUUCCUCAGUCCCUACAACAACUACUCCCUCAAGCCCUACCACAACUACUCCAAGCUCAAAAACAACAAAACCUACGUCUACAACACCUGUUAGUUCAACAAGCACUCCCUAUUCAUUAGUGACAACAUCCUCCUCCACUUCCACACCUGCUUCUACUUCAACAACCUGUCCAUAUGUAAUGGAAUGCCGUAACACAACAUGGUUUGAUAACAGUAAACCAAGUAACAAGUUGGGUGGAGAAUUUGAAAGCCUGCCCAAAUUAAGAUCAAGUGGAUAUGAAAUCUGUACAGACCGUGAAAUGGAAAGCAGAAUCAUGUGUGAAGUUGUAGAGGAUUCAGGAUCUGGAUCCAAUAGGAAAAAUGCAGGAUCGAGCAGCGAAGAGGAAAAAGAAGUUUAUACGUGUGACCUCCAAAAUGGUUUAGUUUGUCUGAACUCCAAACAGAAAGGCUUCCUCUUUAGAAACAAAUGUUCCAAUUACAGGAUUAGGGUUGAGUGCUGUGCUAAGUAUUGUGAACCAACACCAAGUACAUCUACCUCCCUUAGCACAUCAACUUCUAAGCCAACUAUUUCCACAACUACUUCCUCAGGCCCUACUACAACUACUUCCUUAGUCCCUACAACAACUACUCCCUCAAGCCUUACUACAACUACUCCAAGCUCAAAUACAACAAAACCUACUUCUACAACACCUGUUAGUUCAACAAGCACUCCCUAUUCAUUAGUGACAACAUCCUCCUCCACUUCCACACCUGCUACUACAUCAACAACCUGUCCAUAUGUAAUGGAAUGCCGUAACACAACAUGGUUUGAUAACAGUAAACCAAGUAACAAGUUGGGUGGAGAAUUUGAAAGCCUGCCCAAAUUAAGAUCAAGUGGAUAUGAAAUCUGUACAGACCGUGAAAUGGAAAGCAGAAUCAUGUGUGAAGUUGUAGAGGAUUCAGGAUCUGGAUCCAAUAGGAAAAAUGCAGGAUCGAGCAGCGAAGAGGAAAAAGAAGUUUAUACGUGUGACCUCCAAAAUGGUUUAGUUUGUCUGAACUCCAAACAGAAAGGCUUCCGCUUUGGAAACAAAUGUUCCAAUUACAGGAUUAGGGUUGAGUGCUGUGCUAAGUAUUGUGAACCAACACCAAGUACAUCUACCUCCCUUAGCACAUCAACUUCUAAGCCAACUAUUUCCACAACUACUUCCUCAGGCCCUACUACAACUACUUCCUCAGUCCCUACAACAACUACUCCCUCAAGCCCUACCACAACUACUCCAAGCUCAAAAACAACAAAAUCUACGUCUACAACACCUGUUAGUUCAACAAGCACUCCCUAUUCAUUAGUGACAACAUCCUCCUCCACUUCCACACCUGCUACUACUUCAACAACCUGUCCAUAUGUAAUGGAAUGCCGUAACACAACAUGGUUUGAUAACAGUAAACCAAGUAACAAGUUGGGUGGAGAAUUUGAAAGCCUGCCCAAAUUAAGAUCAAGUGGAUAUGAAAUCUGUACAGACCGUGAAAUGGAAAGCAGAAUCAUGUGUGAAGUUGUAGAGGAUUCAGGAUCUGGAUCCAAUAGGAAAAAUGCAGGAUCGAGCAGCGAAGAGGAAAAAGAAGUUUAUACGUGUGACCUCCAAAAUGGUUUAGUUUGUCUGAACUCCAAACAGAAAGGCUUCCUCUUUAGAAACAAAUGUUCCAAUUACAGGAUUAGGGUUGAGUGCUGUGCUAAGUAUUGUGAACCAACACCAAGUACAUCUACCUCCCUUAGCACAUCAACUUCUAAGCCAACUAUUUCCACAACUACUUCCUCAGGCCCUACUACAACUACUUCCUCAGUCCCUACAACAACUACUCCCUCAAGCCUUACUACAACUACUCCAAGCUCAAAUACAACAAAACCUACUUCUACAACACCUGUUAGUUCAACAAGCACUCCCUAUUCAUUAGUGACAACAUCCUCCUCCACUUCCACACCUGCUACUACAUCAACAACCUGUCCAUAUGUAAUGGAAUGCCGUAACACAACGUGGUUUGAUAACAGUAAACCAAGUAACAAGUUGGGUGGAGAAUUUGAAAGCCUGCCCAAAUUAAGAUCAAGUGGAUAUGAAAUCUGUACAGACCGUGAAAUGGAAAGCAGAAUCAUGUGUGAAGUUGUAGAGAAUUCAGGAUCUGGAUCCAAUAGGAAAAAUGCAGGAUCGAGCAGCGAAGAGGAAAAAGAAGUUUAUACGUGUGACCUCCAAAAUGGUUUAGUUUGUCUGAACUCCAAACAGAAAGGCUUCCGCUUUGGAAACAAAUGUUCCAAUUACAGGAUUAGGGUUGAGUGCUGUGCUAAGUAUUGUGAACCAACACCAAGUACAUCUACCUCCUUAAGCACAUCAACUUCUAAGCCAACUAUUUCCACAACUACUUCCUCAGGCCCUACUACAACUACUUCCUCAGUCCCUACAACAACUACUCCCUCAAGCCCUACCACAACUACUCCAAGCUCAAAAACAACAAAACCUACGUCUACAACACCUGUUAGUUCAACAAGCACUCCCUAUUCAUUAGUGACAACAUCCUCCUCCACUUCCACACCUGCUACUACUUCAACAACCUGUCCAUAUGUAAUGGAAUGCCGUAACACAACAUGGUUUGAUAACAGUAAACCAAGUAACAAGUUGGGUGGAGAAUUUGAAAGCCUGCCCAAAUUAAGAUCAAGUGGAUAUGAAAUCUGUACAGACCGUGAAAUGGAAAGCAGAAUCAUGUGUGAAGUUGUAGAGGAUUCAGGAUCUGGAUCCAAUAGGAAAAAUGCAGGAUCGAGCAGCGAAGAGGAAAAAGAAGUUUAUACGUGUGACCUCCAAAAUGGUUUAGUUUGUCUGAACUCCAAACAGAAAGGCUUCCUCUUUAGAAACAAAUGUUCCAAUUACAGGAUUAGGGUUGAGUGCUGUGCUAAGUAUUGUGAACCAACACCAAGUACAUCUACCUCCCUUAGCACAUCAACUUCUAAGCCAACUAUUUCAACAACUACUUCCUCAGGCCCUACUACAACUACUUCCUCAGUCCCUACAACAACUACUCCCUCACGCCUUACUACAACUACUCCAAGCUCAAAUACAACAAAACCUACUUCUACAACACCUGUUAGUUCAACAAGCACUCCCUAUUCAUUAGUGACAACAUCCUCCUCCACUUCCACACCUGCUACUACAUCAACAACCUGUCCAUAUGUAAUGGAAUGCCGUAACACAACAUGGUUUGAUAACAGUAAACCAAGUAACAAGUUGGGUGGAGAAUUUGAAAGCCUGCCCAAAUUAAGAUCAAGUGGAUAUGAAAUCUGUACAGACCGUGAAAUGGAAAGCAGAAUCAUGUGUGAAGUUGUAGAGGAUUCAGGAUCUGGAUCCAAUAGGAAAAAUGCAGGAUCGAGCAGCGAAGAGGAAAAAGAAGUUUAUACGUGUGACCUCCAAAAUGGUUUAGUUUGUCUGAACUCCAAACAGAAAGGCUUCCGCUUUGGAAACAAAUGUUCCAAUUACAGGAUUAGGGUUGAGUGCUGUGCUAAGUAUUGUGAACCAACACCAAGUACAUCUACCUCCCUUAGCACAUCAACUUCUAAGCCAACUAUUUCCACAACUACUUCCUCAGGCCCUACUACAACUACUUCCUCAGUCCCUACAACAACUACUCCCUCAAGCCCUACCACAACUACUCCAAGCUCAAAAACAACAAAACCUACGUCUACAACACCUGUUAGUUCAACAAGCACUCCCUAUUCAUUAGUGACAACAUCCUCCUCCACUUCCACACCUGCUACUACUUCAACAACCUGUCCAUAUGUAAUGGAAUGCCGUAACACAACAUGGUUUGAUAACAGUAAACCAAGUAACAAGUUGGGUGGAGAAUUUGAAAGCCUGCCCAAAUUAAGAUCAAGUGGAUAUGAAAUCUGUACAGACCGUGAAAUGGAAAGCAGAAUCAUGUGUGAAGUUGUAGAGGAUUCAGGAUCUGGAUCCAAUAGGAAAAAUGCAGGAUCGAGCAGCGAAGAGGAAAAAGAAGUUUAUACGUGUGACCUCCAAAAUGGUUUAGUUUGUCUGAACUCCAAACAGAAAGGCUUCCUCUUUAGAAACAAAUGUUCCAAUUACAGGAUUAGGGUUGAGUGCUGUGCUAAGUAUUGUGAACCAACACCAAGUACAUCUACCUCCCUUAGCACAUCAACUUCUAAGCCAACUAUUUCUACAACUACUUCCUCAGGCCCUACUACAACUACUUCCUCAGUCCCUACAACAACUACUCCCUCAAGCCUUACUACAACUACUCCAAGCUCAAAUACAACAAAACCUACUUCUACAACACCUGUUAGUUCAACAAGCACUCCCUAUUCAUUAGUGACAACAUCCUCCUCCACUUCCACACCUGCUACUAGUUCAACAACCUGUCCAUAUGUAAUGGAAUGCCGUAACACAACAUGGUUUGAUAACAGUAAACCAAGUAACAAGUUGGGUGGAGAAUUUGAAAGCCUGCCCAAAUUAAGAUCUAGUGGAUAUGAAAUCUGUACAGACCGUGAAAUGGAAAGCAGAAUCAUGUGUGAAGUUGUAGAGGAUUCAGGAUCUGGAUCCAAUAGGAAAAAUGCAGGAUCGAGCAGCGAAGAGGAAAAAGAAGUUUAUACGUGUGACCUCCAAAAUGGUUUAGUUUGUCUGAACUCCAAACAGAAAGGCUUCCUCUUUAGAAACAAAUGUUCCAAUUACAGGAUUAGGGUUGAGUGCUGUGCUAAGUAUUGUGAACCAACACCAAGUACAUCUACCUCCCUUAGCACAUCAACUUCUAAGCCAACUAUUUCUACAACUACUUCCUCAGGCCCUACUACAACUACUUCCUCAGUCCCUACAACAACUACUCCCUCAAGCCUUACUACAACUACUCCAAGCUCAAAUACAACAAAACCUACUUCUACAACACCUGUUAGUUCAACAAGCACUCCCUAUUCAUUAGUGACAACAUCCUCCUCCACUUCCACACCUGCUACUAGUUCAACAACCUGUCCAUAUGUAAUGGAAUGCCGUAACACAACAUGGUUUGAUAACAGUAAACCAAGUAACAAGUUGGGUGGAGAAUUUGAAAGCCUGCCCAAAUUAAGAUCUAGUGGAUAUGAAAUCUGUACAGACCGUGAAAUGGAAAGCAGAAUCAUGUGUGAAGUUGUAGAGGAUUCAGGAUCUGGAUCCAAUAGGAAAAAUGCAGGAUCGAGCAGCGAAGAGGAAAAAGAAGUUUAUACCUGUGACCUCCAAAAUGGUUUAGUUUGUCUGAACUCCAAACAGAAAGGCUUUCUCUUUAGAAACAAAUGUUCCAAUUACAGGAUUAGGGUUGAGUGCUGUGCCAAGUAUUGUGAACCAACACCAAGUACAUCUACCUCCCUUAGCACAUCAACUUCUAAGCCAACUAUUUCCACAACUACUUCCUCAGGCCCUACUACAACUACUUCUUCAGGCCCUACUACAACUACUUCCUCAGGCCCUACUACAACUACUCCCUCAAGCCUUACCACAACUACUCCAAGCUCAAAAACAACAAAACCUACCUCUACACCACCUGUUGGUUCAACAACCACUCCCUACUCAUUAGUGACAACAUCCUCCUCCACUUCCACACCUGCUACCACUUCAACAAGCUGUCCAUAUGUAAUGGAAUGCCGUAACACAACAUGGUUUGAUAACAGUAAACCAAGUGAUAAGUUGGGUGGAGAAUUUGAAAGCCUGUCCAAAUUAAGAUCAAGUGGAUAUGAAAUCUGUACAGACCGUGAAAUGGAAAGCAGAAUCAUGUGUGAAGUUGUAGAGGAUUCAGGAUCUGGAUCCAAUAGGAAAAUCGCAGGAUCGAGCAGCGAGGAGGAAAAAGAAGUUUAUACGUGUGACCUCCAAAAUGGUUUAGUUUGUCUGAACUCCAAACAAAAAGGCUUCCUCUUUAGAAACAAAUGUUCCAAUUACAGGAUUAGGGUUGAGUGUUGCGCGAAGUACUGUGAACCCACACCAAGAAGUACAACUACCUCUCUUCCUACAUCAGUUACUAUUUCCACAUCGACUCCUGUGAUAUAUUCCUUGCCUACGUCUUCUUCAACUACCUCAGCUACUAUUACAUCUACCCAUAUUACUGUCACUUCAACCUCUGGAACAACUAGUUCCCCCGUGUCUAAAACAACAAGCACUACCUUUUCUACAUCACCUUCUUUUAGUAUUACAUCUGCAAGUACAACAGUAUCACCAUCACCACCAGUUACGGUGUCUGAGCCCACAACAAUAUCUACAUUUUCCAAGACCACUCCACCAACGUCAUCUACUACAUAUCCAACUAUGAGCAUUUCAACUUCAUGUUUCUGCCAAGUCAACGAAUCUUUAUUCUCACCCGGGGACAUCAUCUAUAGAACCUUAGAUAAGGUUGGUUGUGAGUACUAUGCAAAAUGUGGUGUUAAUUGUACAGCAGAGAGGUUUGUUGGAAAUUGUGCCUCAACAACAGUCUCAACCAUUUCUUCUGUUGUGACUAAAACAACUGGCCCGACCACCUCAGCCAACACAACUUCAGUGAUAGUGUCCACAGUCUCUACAACUGUUCCUGUAUCCAGUAGCCCAUCAUGUGGUGAGUGUGUAUGCCAGAUGCCAAAAUGUGAAACGGGGUAUCGUGUGUACUCUUUCCUGCCACCGGGUGCCUGCUGUGUCAAUAUCACUUGUGUACCCGACUCUGUUUGUGUGGUCGACAACAAUGUAUAUCAGCGGGGAUCUAUCAUCCCGCAGCGAAAAGGUUCAUGUCAAACAUGCUUAUGUUCUAAUGAAAUGGACAAAAGUUCUGAGUUUUAUGCUGUAAAGUGCCAGCCAAUUGAGUGUAAGAAGACAUGUAGUCAAGGUUAUGUGUAUAAGCAAAUAGAAGGACAGUGUUGUGGUGAAUGUGUACCGCUUCAAUGUACUAUGAAGGGAGAGGAAAACACAGAAGUGAAUAUAAAGAUUGGAGAUACAUACCGCACAAACUACAGUACGUGCAGCUAUUAUGAAUGUAAUGAGGAAAAUGGUGUGCCAAUUCUUACCAAGGUGAAGAAGGUCUGCCAGAAUCUAGAUCUCUCUAAAUGUGACAUGAGUACCCUAAAAUAUGACGAAGAUGGUUGCUGCAAGACAUGUCAACCAAAGAACAUCAUUACAGUUACAGAAAAACCCAAGAUUAUCGAAGACUGCAGUUUGCGUAAGAACGUAACUGUCCUGAAACAGGGUGACUGUGAGACUGAGGUGGAACUCUCAUACUGUGGUGGACCAUGCAUGGGAUCUUCCAUGUAUUCAAUGGCUAAGAAUGGUAUAGACCACAAAUGUACUUGCUGUACUGAGAUGGAGGUAGGACAGAAGACAAUCCAGCUGCUUUGUGCUGAUGGUCUCCGUAAAAGUUACACGUACAUCGAUGUCCUCCGUUGUGGCUGUGCUGGGGCUGAGUGCACGCCUGACAGUGGUCUUACUGGACUCCAUAAAUACUCCAAGGAAAGCUAUGAGCUUAACUAAAUGGUUCAUAUUAAGAGCUAGGCCUAAGGCAAACAUAUUUUAGCCUUUUAAGGUAAAAUGUAUUUGUGCAUAUUAAUUAGAUCUGUAAUGUCAACACAAUCAUUGUUAACAUUAGAUAAUCAUGAUCUAAUGUAAUCUGCAGUAUUUUGGAAAGCAACACCCAGUUUUGUUUAAUGUAGACUGUAAUAAAUUUUGAAGCAAAA
Molecule: messenger RNA, 16537 nt
Organism: Spea bombifrons (plains spadefoot toad)
Lineage: Eukaryota; Metazoa; Chordata; Amphibia; Anura; Pelobatidae
Product: mucin-5AC-like
Exons: 59
Coding region: 60-16334 (5424 amino acids)
Cellular component (GO): extracellular matrix
Molecular function (GO): protein binding
Source: RefSeq, a predicted model, not a curated record